Molecule: messenger RNA, 4449 nt
Organism: Macrosiphum euphorbiae (potato aphid)
Lineage: Eukaryota; Metazoa; Arthropoda; Insecta; Hemiptera; Aphididae
Source: the annotation of a GenBank genome assembly
AUGGAGGAAGAAAAGAUUGCUACUGAUGCUUCUGAUAAGCGUAAAGUUGAGGAUGACAAUAUCAACCCUAAGCCUAAUCCUAAACGAAUUAAACUUGUUCGACCUGUAUUUUCGCCCGUGGCCAAGCCUUCAAUCUCCACAACCUCAGAAGUCAAUAAAUCUGAUGUUCUACCUACCGAUAUACCUAAAUCUAAUAUACAAUCAACAGAAACACCUAAAUCUACUGUACAAGCAACAGAAGUCCCUAAAACCACUGUACAACAAUCAGAAAUAUAUAAAAUUAAUCCAAAACCAACUGAACUACAUAAGUUAAACAAUAAUUCUGGCUCGAAAGUUUCAACUACGGCUGAUGUUUCACUAUCUACUGAAAAACCAGUUGAUCGACUAGAAAUAGUAAAAUCAAAUAUCAGUUCAUCAGAAACUGUUAAAAAGCCUGUAGUCACUCUUCAAGUUUCCGAUGAACAAGUUGAUAGCAGUUCUGAUGCUUUAGAUAUAAAAAAUAUAUUUAGUGAAGAAACAAAAAAAGAAUUGGAACAUUUAAAAAAAAAUAUUUUCAAGAUUGAUGAUGAUGGGUCAUCCUCAGAAAAUGAUAGCCAACCAAAGCGGCCUCGAUUGAAACGACCAACUUUUGUAACAUCAACUGUUGAAGUUAAAGUUGAACCUACUGAUUCAAAAAUAAAUGAAACGUCUAGGCUGGAGCCACUAAAAUCUGUUUGUGAAGAAAAUAUUGAUCACAUAACUGAAAAUAUUACUGAAGACAUAAAGUUAAAACAGGUAGAACAAGUCAACAUUUAUGCUGAAGAAAUAUUAAAAAAAAAAUCCAAUGUUACUGAAAAUAUUAUAAAAGUUGAAGAAGAAAAAUCUACUGCAUUCAAAUCUGUUGUUAAACUAGUUGAAAACAAAACCAGUGUACCAAAAAGUGUUGAAAAAAGUACUGAAGUGGAUAAUUUGCUUGAUGUUGAUAAAAUCAAAUCUAUACAAACUGCUACUAAUAUACAUAAAAAUACUGAUGUAAAAGAAAGUAUAUUAGCUGAGAAUAAAUCUAUUGACAAAAAAAAGGUUAAUUUAACAGCUGAAGAACAAAAAUGUUUAAAAAAAGAAAAACCGUCUGAAGAAAAUGCCCUUAGCAUAGGUGCUUAUGAUAAAGAUACAGUUUUUAAUGCUGUGAAAGAUAGUGUUAAUGACAACUAUAGAGUGAUUUUAGAAAGAUUAGUAGUUGACAAACAAUCUAACUUUAUAACACAAGAUAAAAACCCUAGUCCAAUAGUUGUGAAACUUGAAGAUGACAAAUCUAUGGUUGAAUCCAGUUAUGAAUGUACUGAUAAAUAUAAUGAAAUAAAAAAUGAAAUUGAUAUUCAUGAUGAAAUAAAAAAUGAAUUAUCUGAUUCACAAUUACCUAAUACUCAGAAAGAUAAUGAUGUUACUUAUUUAGAAAGUAAAAAUCUAAAUUCUAAAAAAAUUAUAUAUGUUGAAAAUAAACUGCCUAAUAUGUUAUCAAAGGAAGUACCAGAUAAUGAUAUAAGACAGAAGAAUGAUGAAAUAGACUCUCUAAUGUUUAAGUCUGAUAUUUUAAAAGCAGCUCUUAUGUCAAAAAAAUCACCUGAAUCGCUUGGGAAUUCAUCUGAAGUGUGUGAUCAACCUUCUGUUAUUGAAUAUCCAACUAUGGUAGAAUGUAAACAAAAUGAAAAUUUACCGAAAGUUGGUCAAGACUCUAUUGCUAAUAAAAUAGAAGCAGAAAUAAAACUUGCUAUUAAAGAUCAGCCAACUAAAAUUAAAAAAUCACAAAAUAAGAUUGUUAGUAAUGUACCAGAAAUGUCUAAAGAAGCAUGUAGCUCUAUUUGUCUUAAUGAAAACGCAACAGUUGGUAAACACGAUGAGCCUCCAAAAUGGGGUUCAGCUAAAAUGAAUGAAGUAGAAAAAUUUUUAAAUGAUUCCAAUGUAACCAUUACUCCUAUUUGCAAGUCUCAAGAAUCACCAAAACUUGGUAAAAUAACAUUAAAGUUACCUAAAGUUGGAAAUCCAGAAAUUAAAUCUGAAACUACAGUUCGUCCAGAUGUUAAAUCUGAAUUAAUAAAAAAAAUUACAAAUAAACAUAUUGCUAUGGGGGAUAGUCCUUUAAAAAAUGCUCUUUCUCAACCUUCUAAAUCUUUUAGUGAAUUUGCUACUAUUCGCCCUGCACCUAAACUCAGUGCGGAACAAAUUGCUCUUUUAGAGCAACAGAUUUUAAAUACCCCUAAAAAAAGAGGUAGACCCCCAAAAGCUUUAGCUCAACAAAAGCAAUUAUUGUUAGAAUAUCAACAACAACAACAGUCAAAAGUUCAAGAAGGCAGUACUGAAGAUGAACCUGUUUUUCAUGUUCCAUUGUUUGAUAUGGAAGACAUGAGUGGAGGGGCAGGAAUGUUUGAUUCCUUUGAAGCAUCAACACCAAAGCGAGGAAAGAGUAUCAGAGGGAAAGGUAGUCGAGGGCGAAGAGGACGAGGAGGUCGUGGUGGUCGUGGCCGCGAUGGAUCAGAUAGUGAUACAGCAUCAAAUAGUCGACGUGUAGACGAUGAAGGAGAAACUUUUCAUGAAGAAAUGAAUCAAGAAGAAGAAACCAAACAAGUAGCAAUGAUAGAAGCUGAGCGACUCCGAAAAGAAGAAGAACGGGAAAGAAAAUUAGAGGCAAGGAAAAAAAAAAUAAAACUCCGCAAUGAUAUUUUAAAAGAAAAAAAAAUGAAAAAGAAACAAAGAGCAGAAGAAAGAAGAUUGCAGUGGCAUGAGAAGAAAAGGCUUAUGCAAGAAGAAAAAGCUCGUGCAGCCGAGAUGAAGAAAUCUCUUCCACCACCUCAAAAUUUUGAUGAUGAAACUCGUAUGAGUGCUGAUUGUAAUAAUAGUCUGUCCCAAACAACUGCUAGGAAUUUUAUUUUAGGUGAAGAAGAUUUGUCUAUUAGUGGUACUACAAAUGAUAGUAUUAGAAUGAAGAAAGGAAGAAUGGAAGUCAUUGAUCUUGAAAGUAAUAAAACAUUAACUGUUGAUCAAAUUGCUGAGUACCAAUGGCCAUUGGAUGGUGGAGAGUUGUAUAUGAUUCAAGAGCAGAUAUCAAAUUUCUUGGGUGUUAAAUCAUUCAAAAGAAAAUACCCUGGAUUGAAACGUCGUAAUGUCGAAGCUGAAGAACGAACAUUCUUGUGUGACAGUGGAUUGGUUGCUGAAUCAUUAUGUGAUCUUGGUUUAACAGUUCUGUAUAGUUCGGAAGUAUUAGAUAUCAUGUAUACAGAUUUUCCAGAAAAAUAUGAAGAACUGAGGGAAUAUAUGAGACUUAAACAUGCCAAAGAAUUAUCUAAUCGACAAAGAGCAUUGAUGACAAUUAGUUCAAAUAAUGAUGGGUCAAAGUUAGAUUUACGUGACCGAGCUAUGGAAGCUGUUGCCAAUUGGAAUGCCAAUUUAAACAAGUCUCGUCUAGAGUCUCGUAAGUGUUCAAUGGAUAUGCAAACAUUCAUUGUGCAUUAUCCAAAAAACAAAUGUAAGAAAAUGGCCGUGCCUAAACCUAAAAUUGGUAGUUAUCCAUUGGCUUUACUACCCGGACAAUUCUGUGAUUACUACUCAACAUACUCUAGUGAAGAUUUACGUUACUUGCCAAUGAACACUGUUAUGUAUGGUCCUUUGAAAUCUGUAGAUAAAGACUUUCCUGUUUCUUUAAGCAGCCAAUCUGAAUCGGAAGAUAGUUCUUCAGACGACUCUAGUGAUAGUGAUGAUUCAAUCGACAUUGACAACAAACCAGACAAAAAUUGUUUGGAGUAUGGUCCGAGUGAUAAAAAAGGAGCUGAAUGCAAAUUAUGUCUUGGCACUGCAGAUAAAAACAAAAUUGGAUCGGUUGAACCAUUAAUUCAUUGUUCAAAAUGUUUGACGAUUUAUCAUCCUACAUGUUUGGAUAUGACAUUGGAGAUGGUUCCCUACAUAAAGCGUUACAAUUGGCAAUGUAAUGAAUGUAAAUCUUGUGCUCAGUGUAAGGAAGUGGCUGAUGAAGAUAAAAUGUUGUUCUGCGACCUUUGUGAUAGAGGAUAUCACAUUUAUUGUGUAGGACUUCGUAGAGUACCUGAAGGUCGUUGGCAUUGUCAAGAAUGUGCUAUGUGCAGUUCGUGUGGGGUUUCUGAUCCGGGACCAGGUGAUUCUAAAUGGUUUUACGAGUUUAAGAAAACUGAAAAAAAUGGUUCCAAAGUCUAUUGUCGUACAUUGUGUGCACCGUGUUCCAGGUCAUGGAAAAAAGGCCAUUUCUGCCCUAAUUGCAUGCGUUGCUAUCCUAUCAAAAACGUCGAGCGCAUGACACAGUGUAACAGUUGUGAUAGAUACUUACACUCAGAAUGCAUCAGUGAAAGUACAUCAGUUAAUCAAGUUGUUACAUGUACUAUAUGCGAAGAAAAAGCAGUUUCUAGAUUGUUAACUACAGUGCCUAGGUCUUUGAUUAAAGUCUGA